Molecule: messenger RNA, 1078 nt
Organism: Paralichthys olivaceus (Japanese flounder)
Lineage: Eukaryota; Metazoa; Chordata; Actinopteri; Pleuronectiformes; Paralichthyidae
Source: RefSeq, a predicted model, not a curated record
UUCUCCUUUGACGUUCACGGUGUAAAUGUUUUUGGCCGUUUCCCCUCUGACACACUCAGCUGGGAGUCUGGUGGAGGACAUCGGUGAAAUGAUUCUUCAGCUCCGGAGACAAGUGGAGAGCCUCUUCGGCAUGAAGUACGCUGAAGCUCUGGGGCUUCCCGAACCGUCCAAGGUUCCUUACUCCAGGUUCCAGAUGUAUCCGGACGAUCUGUACGUCACCGGGCUGCCGGACGGAAUCUCCCUCCGGAGACCGAACUGCUUCGGAGCGGCCAAACUGCGCAAGAUCCUGUCUGCGAGCAGCCAGAUCCAGUUUGUUAUCAAGAGGCCUGAGCUGUUAACUGAGCAAGUAAAACAAGAAAUGCCUUCAAUCCCCGUGUGUGAUUCAGAUCUGGACAACAAGGACGCAGCAUCGGUGACGGACGAAGCUGCAGCUGUAUCCAAGAGACCCGGCUUCUCAGAGUGUCUGGAGUCCAAGCUCUCCAGGAUCGACCUGGCCAACACGCUGCGAGAGCAGGUCCAGGAUCUGUUCAACAGGAAGUACGGGGAGGCGUUGGGCAUCAAGUACCCGGUGCAAGUGCCUUACAAGAGGAUCAAGAACAACCCAGACUCGGUCAUCAUCGAGGGCCUCCCCCCCGGCAUCCCCUUCAGGAAGCCCUGCACCUUCGGCUCGCAGAACCUGGAGAGGAUCCUGGCGGUCGCUGACAAGAUCAGCUUCACCAUCACCAGACCUUUUCAAGGACUCAUUCCAAAACCAGCGCCUCGACGGGUCACUUUGCUGAAGAAGGCCUACGCCUCGAUCAGUGAUGACGAUGACGUCAACCGCAUGGGAGAGAAAGUCGUCCUCCGAGAGCAAGUCAAGGAGCUGUUCAACAAGAAAUACGGUGACGCUCUGGGCCUCGACCGCUCCGUCGUGGUCCCGUACAAGCUCAUCCGCGGGAGUCCGGAGUCCGUGGAGGUUAGCGGCCUUCCAGACGACAUCCCCUUCCGAAACCCGAACACCUACGACAUCGUGUGUUUGGAGAAAAUCCUCCAAGCUGCAGAGACAAUAACGUUCACCAUCAAGAGCCAGCUACAGUGA